AUGGCUGCUCUUCAGUACUUGGAAUCUCAGAAAAAUGCGCAUCCAGAGCUCGGUGAAUGGUACAAUUCCCUUGCAGAUCUGUAUCAGAAAAAGCUAUGGCAUCAGCUCACCCUGAAGCUCGAGCAGUUCAUCGCUCUCUCUGUCUUUCAGGAUCCAGAGAUCCGUUUGAACGAUGAUAGCGUUCUCUACGAGUUAGUCUUUGAGAUUUUCGAGUUAGGGUUUUUAGAUGCUGGCGAUGCUCUAAUACAGUUCUACAACAAUUUCAUCACUGACUUUGAGACGAAGAUCAAUCUUCUGAAGCUUGCGCAUUUUGCUGUGGUUGUCUCCCGACAGUACCCUGAGAAAGAAGCUGCAGUUAACUAUCUUGAAGGAGUGAUUGAGAAACUCAAAGCCACUAAGGAGCCUCGGAUCACUGAACCAAUCAUUUAUAUAGAAACACAAAAGGCUUUAUUCAAGCUUGAGCAAGGUGACCAGAAGGAGUGCAAGAAAAUCUUGGACGAUGGGAAGAGCUCUCUUGAUAGUAUGACUGACAUUGAUCCAUCGGUCUAUGCCAACUUCUACUGGGUGUCUUCUCAGUACCACAAGUUCCGUCAAGAAUUUUCUGAUUUCUACAAAAGUGCUCUGCUUUAUCUUGCAUACACGUCUGUGGAGGCACUCUCGGACUCCUUUAAGCUGGAUUUGGCUUUCGAUUUAUCACUCUCAGCUCUACUUGGAGAAAACAUCUACAACUUUGGAGAACUGUUGGCCCAUCCCGUUUUGAAAAGUCUCCUUGGAACAAAUGUGGAAUGGCUUUACCACAUUCUCCAGGCAUUCAACCAUGGCGAUUUAGUUCAGUAUCAAGAACUGUGCCGUGUGCACCAGGCAGCCUUGAUUGCCCAACCAGCACUGGUUGAGAAUGAGAAGAAACUGUUGGAAAAGAUCAACAUUCUCUGCCUUAUCGAGAUCAUCUUCAGCCGACCUGCCGAAGAUAGGACCAUUCCUCUGAGUGUCAUUGCUGAGCGUACUAAACUUUCCAUUGAGGAUGUUGAGCACCUUCUCAUGAAGAGUCUCUCUGUGCAUCUGAUUGAGGGAAUUAUAGAUCAAGUGAAUGGAACAGUUUACGUGUCGUGGGCGCAACCGAGAGUACUGGGGAUUCCACAGAUCAAGUCCUUGAGAGAUCAAUUGGACAAUUGGGUCGACAAAGUUCACACCACUUUGCUUUCCGUUGAAGCUGAGACACCUGAUCUUGUUGCGGCAUAAGAAACCUUCUUCUGUUUCGUCUUCUUCUUCCUUUUGAA
Messenger RNA from Thlaspi arvense, 1277 nucleotides. The record is from the annotation of a GenBank genome assembly. NCBI's taxonomy places the organism in Eukaryota, Viridiplantae, Streptophyta, Magnoliopsida, Brassicales, Brassicaceae.